GUUUCCCAGCAUGCCCUGACUGUGGUGGUGGAGGUGAAUGAGGGCGAGAGAUCUGUCCUGCUGUCCUGUCAGUUCUCAGGUUUUAUACCUGAGCGCCCUGCAGUGAUGUGGACUCGCAGUGAUCUUCAUCCCAAAUCUCUCCACCUACAACGUGAAGGAAGAGAUGAUCUUGGAGGACAAAACGAGCGUUACAGCGGGCGCACAUCGAUGAGACCUGAGGCUCUGGACACUGGAGACUUUAGCCUCACUCUGAGAAAACCAACAAAGACUGACAGUGGAGCAUACACCUGCUCCAUCAGUGAUGGACGAGAACAACUGAGAGUGACAGAUAUACAGCUGCAGGUCAAAGACGACCAAGAGGAGGUGACAAUGUGGAAAACGUCAGACUUCAUCAUCCUGCCCUGCAAA
Neolamprologus brichardi is the source of this 408-nucleotide messenger RNA. The record is from RefSeq and is a predicted model, not a curated record. NCBI's taxonomy places the organism in Eukaryota, Metazoa, Chordata, Actinopteri, Cichliformes, Cichlidae.